Messenger RNA from Larimichthys crocea (large yellow croaker), 11109 nucleotides. RefSeq names its product dachsous cadherin-related 2 (gene dchs2). Gene Ontology annotation, molecular function: calcium ion binding. The record is from RefSeq and is a predicted model, not a curated record. The transcript has 20 exons. Gene Ontology annotation, biological process: homophilic cell-cell adhesion. Bases 318 to 10145 code for a protein of 3275 amino acids. Gene Ontology annotation, cellular component: plasma membrane. NCBI's taxonomy places the organism in Eukaryota, Metazoa, Chordata, Actinopteri, Sciaenidae.
CCGCCUGCCAGGAGGUGUGUUCAGUUCGUGCGCACUGCUGGUUCUCUGUGGUCACUCAGUGUCGUGAUGUGUGAAGGAGCCCCAAGGGAUUUGUCGCUACUACAUGUGUGGAUCUCUACUCUCCAAAAAAUCACGCAACAAGCUGUUGACAUAUUGUGAUGGAGAAUGACUGCUGGCUGUUUUUCCAAAAGAAGAAUGCACGGUGCGUUUACCUGUUUUUGUUUUGGAGAGGUGCUCUGAAAUGUGAUUGACUUGUGUGACUUUGACACGGAAAUAUGUAGUCUAACUUCAAAUCACAAACCCAAGAGUUUGAAGCCAUGCGUAAAGGAGGAAUGGGUCGUAGAAAUGCCGCAACUUGGCUCCUUCGGAGGCUCGUCCUGUCGCUGCUUUGCGCGCAGUCCCUCGGACAGGUGUUCAACCUGACGCUGUCUGUUAAGGAGGGUUUACCUGCCAAAACUAUCGUUGGAGAUCUGGGAGCAGGAUUACGCAGGCCAAGCACUGGAUUCUUCAUCUCAGAGAGCAGAGACUCUUAUGUGUUCAGGGACUUGGAAAUAGACGCAGACACUGGGAUCAUCUCCACUGCUGUGAUCCUGGACAGAGAGAGCAGAGAUAAGUAUGAAUUUGUGGCCGCCACUCUCACGGGUGAGAUGAUAAAAGUGAACAUAGAGGUGAAAGAUGUGAACGACCACUCACCUGUGUUUCCCUCAAAGGAGGUGAACUUGGAAAUAUCAGAACUGGCCCCCCUAGGGAGUCGAUUUCACCUUGAGGGUGCUAAAGAUGAGGAUGAGGGUGAGUUUGGUACCCAGGGAUACAGGAUCACGGAGAGUGACACGGGGGACUUACUCCAUCUGGAGUAUCGAAGUGGAUCUGACAACCACCCGAGCCUGGAUCUCAUCCUCACAAGCAAACUAGACAGAGAAACACAAGACUUCUACUCCAUCAACAUUGAGGCCUUCGAUGGUGGCAACCCAGCCAGGACAGGGACUCUCCAUGUGAACAUCUCCGUCCUGGAUGAGAACGACAACCCUCCCGUGUUCACCCAGACUGAAUAUCAUGCCUCGCUGUCAGAGGAUGCUCCAGUGAUGUCUGCUGUGUGUCAAGUGCACGCUACUGACCUUGACCUUGGCGACAACAGCAGAAUCACUUAUGAGAUCAACAGGCGGCAGAGUGACCCAAAUGAGGUUUUCUCUAUCAACGAAACCAGUGGGGUGGUGUACCUCAACAAGCCGCUUGAUUAUGAGACUCAGUCUUUUCAUGAGUUGAUCAUCAGUGCGAAAGAUAACGGGGCUCAGCCAGAGUACAGCAGCACGUUUGUGGGUGUGAAGGUGCUUAACAUCAACGAUAACAGUCCCAGCAUCAACGUGCUGUUUCUCAGUGAGACCGGAGAUGCUGUGGUAUCAGAGGCAGCAGGGAUUGGCGACUAUGUUGCUCGGAUUUCGGUGUCAGAUCCUGACUUUGACGAGGAGAGGAUCACUGUCACGCUUGUGGGGGGUGAUGGGAAGUUCACCCUGAAGCAAACAGAUGACUUCCUGUAUGCUUUGUGUGUCAAUGCAGAGCUAGACAGAGAAGAAAAGGAUCUGUAUGAGCUGAAGUUACAAGCAUCAGAUUUUGGGAACCCCCCUCUGAGCAGUGAGAUGGUCUUCCUCCUGAGGGUGGCCGACACCAAUGACUGCCACCCAGUUUUUGAGAAGGAUGUAUACCUCAUCAGCAUAGCAGAGGACGCUCCUCAGGGGAGUUCCCUCAUCCAAAUGAAAGCCCAAGACGCAGAUGAGGGCAUAAACUCAGAUGUCAGAUACUCCAUUCUCAAGUCAAACCAGGACAGCCUAAUCAGCAUUGAUCCGGAGUCGGGGCUGGUCACAACAGCUGAAGCUCUGGACAGAGAGACGCAGACGGAGGUUUGGUUCCUGGUGGUGGCAGUUGACGGAGGGGAACCAGCUCUGUCAUCCACAGCUACAGUCAGUGUGCUGGUGGAGGAUGUCAAUGACAACGAGCCAGUGUUCCAGCAGCAACUAUACAAUGUGUCCAUACCAGAGCACAGUGACAUCGGGAGCUGCUUUUUACAAGUUGUUGCCACAGAUGCAGACAGUCCUGAGUUUGGCACACUGCUCUACUCCUUGUCUGAUGGCUUUGACAAGCAGGACAAACACCCUCUCUUCAAAAUCCACCCACAAACCGGAGAGCUGUGCGUCUCUCAAGAUAUCGAUCGGGACUCAGGACACACAGCCCACGACAUUCUGAUCAAAGCUGAAGAUCCAGGAGGCCUGAGUGCUCAAACCUACGUGCACAUUGAGGUAGAAGAUCUGAAUGAUAACGCUCCAGUGUUUAACCCUGACGAGUACACCAUGAGCAUCAGCAGCCACGCACAGCCCGGCACAGAAAUCCUCAAUGUUAUCGCGACUGACCGAGACUCUGGCAGGUUCGGACAGGUCACCUAUGAUGUCCUUCCUGGUGACAUGUCCAGUUUGUUUGCCCUGGAUAAACAAACAGGAAUGCUCUUCCUGACCUCCACUCUGACCCAUCUGGGUGAAGCCAGUGUGAAGCUCUCAAUAACAGCACAGGACGGGGAUGGCUUGACCUCAGUCAGGCCUGCAGAGGUCACCAUUAAUGUUUUACGCAGCGCACAGGCUCCAGCUGUGUUCCAGAGGUCACGCUACACUUUUACAGUGCCCGAAGACACACCGCCAGGCACUUCUGUGGGGAAGGUGGAGGCCAUAAACCCAGCAGACUUCACAGAAUCAGUAUCCUACCGAAUCUCAUCUGGAGACCCUCAGGGUUUGUUCUCUGUUCAUCCGCAGUCCGGCCUGAUCAGCAACGUCAAACCUCUGGACCACGAGUCGCAGCCAUAUGCACUGCUGGUUCUUCAGUCCUACACCGACACCUCUCCAGUUUACAGCACCACCCAAGUCAACAUCACUAUUGCCGACAUUAAUGACAACACUCCAGUUUUCCCCAAAAUCAGUGACACCAUCACAGUGUCUCAAAACACACUCCCAGGGACAGUGUUAUUCAUCGCUCAUGCACACGACUAUGACAGUGGUGCUAAUGGGCAGGUGCAGUAUUACCUGAAAAGUACCAGGAAUGGUAUGUUUGUUGUUGACCAGAACCUUGGGACCGUUACAUUAAACCAGAGUUUACAGGUGGAUCAUCAGCAGAGGUACAGCCUUGAAAUCGUGGCUAAAGAUGAGGGAGAACCCUCCCAGAGCUCUACACUGACCCUCACAGUCAAGGUGGACCGCACCGCUGCUGAAGACAGCCUAGCCUUUGAGACAUUAGUCUACCAGGUGGAGAUAGGUGAGGGCUACAGGAAAGAUUCAAGGGUCAUCCAGGUGAGGGCACACCGGAGCCGGGGCGGACACAUGUCAAACUCAGGCCUCACCUACUCCUUGGUGGCAGAAGCUGGAUUUCCUCCUGCUCCGUUUCGGAUUCACCCAAAGACGGGAUGGUUGUAUCUCUCCCACAGUCUGGACUACGAGACAGAAUCCAUGUUUCGUUUUCGGGUGUUGGCCACAGCCAGGGAGGCCUCGCUGGCCAACAUCACAGCUACGGCUACAGUGACAGUGUUGGUGCUUGACAUCAAUGAUAAUGCCCCGGUGUUCAGCAAUGAGGUUUACUACUUCACUGUGUCAGAGGGGUCGUCACCUCAAGACCUGGUGGGAACAGUCAAGGCCAUGGAUAAGGAUUCUGGGAAAAACGGCCAGCUGUCCUACAUCCUGCUCUCAGAUGGGAAGUUCUUUCGCAUCAACGCUAAAACAGGUGAAAUUAUCAACUGGGUGGCAUUGGACCGGGAGCAGCACAGCCAGCACAGUCUGAAGGUGAUGGUGACAGACCAGGGCCACCCUCGUCUCAAUGCCACUGCCACUGUUCACAUCCUGGUAACCGACAUUAAUGACAACACUCCACAGUUUACACACCUGUCUGCCAGCAAGGAGCUCAAUGUUCAGAUACGGGCCGAUCUACCAGCGGGAUCCUUGGUGACAAACUUGUUCGCCAAAGAUUUAGACGCAGGAGAAAAUGGAACAGUCACCUUCUCAUUAGUUGGUUUCGAGAAGGAGGGUCUUGGACACUUUGAGAUUGACAGUGAAACUGGAGACGUCCGAACAACAGAGCUUUUCGCCCAGAACACUGAACCGUACUACACUCUGAAAAUAAGUGCCAAAGACAGCGGAGCUACACCUCUGGAGGAAACUGCAGUCAUUCAUAUACAGGUUCAUGGAUUUGAGGCUCUGUAUGGUCGCUCUGACCAUCAAAUUGUGAGACGGUUUACUGUGAAAGAGGACACGGAGCCGGCGACUGUUAUCGGCUCUGCCAGUGUUGCAGAUAAAGAGAGAUUCCACUAUUCCAUCUCUGAAGGUGACGGGAGCAUUCACUUCGGCAUUGACGGCUCCUCUGGUGAAAUAUAUAUCAACCAGCCGCUGGACUAUGAGUCUGCCAUGCAGUACUUCCUUGUGGUUCGAGCUGAAGAUGCAGCACUCACUCCUGGAGUGAACAUGUCUGUGCUGGUUAAUGUGAUGGUGGAGGAUGUAAACGACCACACACCCUGGUUCCCUGAUAAACUGGUGACGUUCGGUCUGUCGGAGGACGCCACAGUCGGAUCACUGGCGUUUGCUUUUCAUGCCAGAGACGCCGAUGGGACCUUUCCUAACAGUGCCCUCCGCUACUCCCUGACCUUUGACUCUGAGCUCAGCACCCCUUCAUCACGCUUCCCCUUUCAGAUCAACCCUUACACAGGGAGCCUGACUGUAGCUGCACCUUUAGACCGGGAGACCACCCCGAGCUUUGCCUUCACUGUAACAGCCACCGACCAGGCGAAGAGAAAGGACGAGCGUAAAGCGACAUCUGUGACUGCGCAGGUCUACCUGCUCGAUGUGAACGAUAACCGUCCGGUGUUUAUAUCAGCCGACACAGUACAGGUGAUGGAGGAUGCAGAGGUGGGGAGUCUGAUGCAUCAUUUUGUGGCCAUAGAUGGGGAUCUAGGUGAAAAUGGGGUCGUCUCUUACGUCAUCUUGGCUGGAAACAAGAAAGGAUUCUUUACAAUAGAGGAGAAAACAGGCCUCUUGUUUCUCUCGGCACCUCUGGACUAUGAGACACAACGUUUCCACCGUCUGACCGUCCGUGCAGUGGACCACGGCCUGCCCUCGCUGUCCUCCACCCAGACUCUGACAGUGGAAGUGGGGGACGUGAACGACCAGUCACCGGUCUUCAGUCAGAGUAUCUACAAUGCCACUGUGGCAGAGAACAGAGACCCCGGAGAGCCAGUAAUCAGGGUGUCAGCCACUGAUAAGGAUUCAGAGGAGAACGCCGUGGUGUGGUACAGUCUGCUGCCCGGCCCCGGGUACGAGCUCUUCAGCAUCAACCCUUACACCGGUCUGAUCACCACUACCUCCUACCUGGACAGAGAGCAGCAGCAACAUUUUACCCUCCGAGUCCAGGCUCGUGACAGCAGCACGCGGCCCCUGACGGGUACGGCCACAGUGCUGUGCUCUGUGCUGGACGACAAUGAUAAUCCUCCAGAGUUCAUGCAGUCAUCCUUCCAGGUCAGCCUCCCAGAAAACCUUCCCCCUGGGGUUGUUCACACUGCUCAGGCCUCUGAUCCAGACCAUGGAGAAAAUGGAACUAUACACUACUCAAUAUUAGGUGAAGACUACAGAGGUUGCUUCACCAUCAACAGCCACACAGGUGUUAUCAGCACCACACAGGUCCUUGACCGUGAAGAAAGGCAGAAUUACACACUCAUCAUACAAGCCCGCGACUAUGGCCCCACCCCGCUCAACUCCACCACCCAACUACAGCUAGUGCUGCUGGACCAGAAUGAUAACAUCCCCUCCUUCACCCGUAAGAGCUACCACGCCUCCAUUAGUGAGGGCUUACCUGCAGGGGCUGAGGUCCUGCAUGUCAGCGCCUUCGAUCCUGAUGAAGGGUCCAACGGGGACGUGACCUACUCUCUGACAGAGGACAGCAGCCAGGGGGCCUUCUCAGUAGACUCUCUCACAGGAGUGAUCCGCACCACGAGGUCUCUGGACAGAGAGAGCAGGGCUCAGUACACCCUCAGAGCUGUGGCUACUGACGGCUGCACUCAAGGACCACUCAGCUCUGUGGCAUCAGUGACCAUACAGGUGGAGGACGUGAACGACAACGUGCCGGUCUGUGACCAGAAUCCCAUCAACGCAUGGGUGUCCAUGAGGACUCUACCAAACCAGAUAAUUACCACGGUUACUGCAACAGAUGGUGACCAGGGUGAGAAUGGGACCAUACAGUUUAUGUUGUCAGACGAGGAAAAUCUGUUUGACAUCAACAGCGACACAGGAGAGAUUUCAUUGAGAAGGCGCGUGAGAGCGGGUUUCUCCGGGAGGAAGCUGCAGGUUGUGGUUUCAGACCAAGGACGACCGGCUUUAACCUCCACCUGCCUGUUUUUCAUCCAUUUGAAGGGAGAGCACGAAGGACUACAGUUCACAAACAAAGUGUACAAUGCUACUAUCAAGGAGAACAGUAGAGUUGGCACUUGGAUUGCAAAAGUUGAGGCCAGCGACCAAACCAACAGCAGACAAAGGGUCACGUACACCAUAUUCAGUGGCAAUGAGGAUCACAUUUUCUCCAUCAAUCGUCAUACGGGUGAGAUCCGUCUGCAGAAAGAUAAUUCUCUGGAUUUUGAGAUAAACCCUCAGAUCCACCUUGUGGUGCUGGCUGACAAUGGGCUGCAGACCGCUCACUGCAGAGUCUCCAUCAGCCUGCUGGAUAUUAAUGACAAUGCACCGGUGUUUGAAUAUAACAACUACAAAACAGCUGUCUGGGAGGGGCAAGCACACAACACCUACAUUAUGCAGGUGUUUGCGUCUGAUGCUGACAGUGGGAUGAACGGGCAGAUUGAGUAUUCUAUCUUGGCUGGUAACCAUAAUGAAGCUUUUAUCUUAGACUCUGUUCGUGGGAUUCUGGCUACCAAUGCCUUACUGGACCGUGAGAUCACCCCGUCAUACAAGCUGGUUCUGCAGGCAGUAGACAGAGGGAACCCUCCGCUCAGCAGCAUCACCACCAUCAGGGUCCAAGUGGUGGACGUCAAUGACAACAGUCCUGCCAUCCCCCCAAUGGAGCCUGUGGUUAUAGCAGAAAAUCUACCAGCGGGUUACAUGGUCACCCAGGUGACUGCAAAUGACGUGGACCUGAGCCCAACCAUCACCUACAGCUUUUCAGACAACAGCAGCACCAAUUCUCCCUUUGCUAUUGACCGAUACACUGGAGUGAUUACCCUGACUCGAGCCCUGGACUAUGAAGAGCAGACAGAGUACACGCUGACAGUUCUGGCAUCUGACUCGCUCCACCAGACCACUGGGGAGGUCAAAGUUCAAGUGCUUGACGUCAAUGAUAACGCUCCAGUGUUCAAUAAGGUCUCCUACCAGGUGGAGCUGUCAGAGUUGGUCUCAGCAGACACUUUAGUUUUGUCUGUGUCUGCUACCGACAGAGACUCUGGACUCAACGGCGAGAUCAAGUACAGACUGCUUUCAUCUCCUUUACAAGGCUUUUACAUCGAGCCAAACAAUGGGUCUGUCUUCACCAAUAAGCCCUUAAAGGCCAUCACAAACACCAACCUGAUGCAUCUUCUGGUUGAGGCCAAAGACAAAGGAGAUCCUAUGCAGUCUACUGUCACCUCCAUAGAUGUGCUGAUUCUGGACACCAACGACCAUGCACCAUUGUUCCACCAGGACAUCUACACACUCGCUGUUCCAGAAGACACCCCCACGGACAUCACCAUACUGACACUGUCUGCAGAGGAUCAAGACUGGAGCCCUGAAAAUACAUAUUUAGACUAUGCCAUCAUCAGGGGAAAUGAGGAGAAGCGAUUCUGCCUGGAAGUAAAAAUGGUUCCGGUUGAGAAUCAGAUGAGAAACGUAGGAAAACUUGUCCUGUGUAACCCUUUAGACCGCGAGACCACGGAAAACUAUGCACUAACAGUGAGUGUGUCUGAUCGAGGAACGCCUCCACUGAACAGUUCGGCUGUUGUGAUGGUGACUGUGACAGACUGCAAUGAUAAUGCCCCUGUCUUUUCCAGCACAGAAUACCAUGCACAGGUGAGUGAAAACAGCCAUGUAGGUACCAGGCUGGUCCAGGUCACUGCUCAGGAUCCUGACCUGGGAACCAAUGGCCUGUUGCGGUAUGACAUUAUCUCAGGGAACAGCAAAGGUCACCUCAAACUCAACUCUCAGUCUGGUCUUCUGGUGGUGAACCACUCGCUUGACUAUGAGGAAGACUCAAAAUACACUCUCACCAUCCGAGCAUCUGAUGGUGGUGAAUCAUCUGAAAAUCGUAAAGUGGCUUUUACAGUUGUCUUCAUCUCAGUGUUGGAUGAAAAUGACAACACUCCAUACUUCAUGUUCCCUACUGUUAACUGUUCUGUGCUGGAGAACCUUCCAGUGUUUACCCACACCUGUUCGGUCCAUGCUGUUGACAAUGACUUAGGCCACUACGGACAACUCACAUACUCUAUUUUGUCGUCCUGCUUCAUGGACUAUGGCAGUGGCAGCCCUGAGAAGAAGGAGGCCUUUGCUAUCGACCCCCUAACUGGCGACAUUCACACCAGACAGACCUUUGAUUAUGAACGUGAAAGCGAGUACUGCUUUGUAGUGGAGGCCAGGGACAAAGGCAACAAAGCAGCUACAGUACGAGUGCAGGUGACUAUCAAGGGAGUAGAUGAGUUCAGUCCUGUCUUCACCCAAAAGCUGUACCAUUUCCUCUUACCACAAAAUGCCAAGCCUGGAGAGACAGUCGGCUAUGUGAUGGCGAUGGACCAUGAUGGAGGGGUGGACGGGCUGGUGGAGUACUCCCUUGUGAAUUCAUCACCGUUUUUCUCAAUAAACCAAAAAAUUGGUACUAUUUUUGUGUCAGAUCCUGUAUAUCGCAGAAGAGGCAGCCAUGCCAAUGAGAACAUGGUGAAGCUGGUAGUGUCUGCAGGUAGUCCCAGAAUGGGCUCCAGGACUUCCAACUGCCUAGUUUACAUCAAUAUCUCCAGCUCAGCAGAGGCACUCACCGGAGUACCUCUUGAUGCACACAUGCUCAGUUUGAGUAUCUCGCUAAUCAUGUUCCUCCUUGUGCUCCUCAUUUUUGUGGGCUUGGUUCUGAGGUACAAGAUCAAGGAGGCGGCAAUCAAAAAGGCUGCUGUCAUUGCUGCAAACAUGAACAAGGGCACAGGCUCAUUUAAAAGAUCUAGUCGCAAAAGGCGAAGUAACAUCUCACUGCGGGACAUGAAACGGCCUGGCCUCCUGGUGACCAAGAUGGACAUAUCCAACCCAUUCAAUCAGUCAGAUUCAAGCGGCCGUGGAUCAGCAGAAGGUGAGACAGCUGAGGACCAGGAGAUCAAGUGGAUUAUUGAGUACCCCUGCCGUAAAAUAGAUGAAUCUGUACAAGGCAACCCGACCACGGAGAUCCCACAAACUGCUUUACCUGGGGACAAUAUCUCCUGCCAAUCUCUCCAUGUAGAGCCAGAGCACAUUUCAUCUGUCAAUAAAUGUUUAGUCUCAGGUAUGGCAAGCACAGAAAGCCUCCACCACUUCAAAGAAGAGGGAGGAGGUGAGGGACUACUUCCUGGAAUACCUAGGAUGAGGGAUUUGGAGGAGAGCAUGAGGAUGAACGGGUAUGUUCCCCUCUCGGAAGCCCAGGCCUCUGCAGAUUCUCUCUCUUCACUGGUGUGUCUAGAGGAGCAGCUGCAGGGCAGCUACAGCUGGGACAACAUUUUGGACUGGGAGCCACGCUUCCAGACGCUGGCCUCCGUCUUCACUGAUAUUGGGAUGCUCCCUGAUGAGGAGCUUCAAGGUGGCCGUGAGGACUUGGCAGCAGAGGCAAGCUGUCUCAUGUACCCACCACCUCUUAUAACUGGAGUUGCCCAACCUGGAAUUAGAACUGUACCUCCCAGAAAGCCUGGCCGUGUGCCAUGUCUGAGCAGGAAGCCGUCUUACCCCAAAUAUGCAUAUUCCCCCUUAGCGAGGAACACAGGACUCACCCCAUCAGCCAUGACGCCUAGUUUCUCGCCAUCGCUGUCGUCUCUCACCAUUAGGACCCCCAGUGCCUCACCAGUUGUUUCUGAGACCGGGGUGGGAGGUAUCAGACUUGACUCAGGGCCCCUCACUGCAAGCCUAUUGGAGGCAGAAAUCCAGGUGUAGACAUGAACUUUGACCAAGUUUAUCUGUGACAUUCAAAUCCUUCUUCCAUUCACCAACUGUAAGUAUUUCCCUUAGGAUUUUAAGGGACUUUAAGGUUUAGUUUUUAAUUUAUAACAAGAAAAUCCUGGACUUUCCAUUGUUAUCCUGGUUUCUAUGGUUUUAGACUCCUGUGUGCUACAAGUUUAGUCUCACAGGGGCGAUACCAGGCAAAGUUGAAUAUAAUGUAGUCAUUUAAUUACUUAGAUUGAGGUUGAUUUCAUAACUGGCUUCUGUAAUAAAACUAAUAUCUGGAAAAGCCUGGACUCGCCCUGGUCUUGCGUUAUAUUCGCGGCACUUUGAAUAAGAGCAGAUGUUCGAGUCAGUAAUUAAUUAUUAAAUGUUUUAUUGUAAACAUGUUUAUAUGUGCAGAAAAUGAAACACUUUCUUAUUGCAGUUGGUUGCAGCUUCUUAGAUGGAAAGUUUUCAAGGUUGGUUUAACUUUAAUAACCAAAGAAAGGCAACAUUGUUCUGUGGUUAGGUCUGUCUUCCUGGAAUCGUAUAAAAACAGCAUUUUGAAUACAGACACAUUUUUGCCUCCCGCUUCUUUAAUAUAUUCUGCCAAUAAAAUGCCAAUAAAAUCCCAUGAGGAACAAAACUUAUUUUAUUCCUUCAAUCUAGGACAGUUCUUAAUAUCAAUAUUAUAUUGUUCAGUCUUUCAAUGCUAUAUAAUAGUCCAGGCUUAUACGGACAUCAUCCAAAUCCUCCCAAAAUGUGAGGGAUUCUUCACUGACACUAAUUAUGUACAGAUUCAUGAGAUGGGGAUUAUAUUGUCCUGCUGUCACUGAUCAGCAUGAUGCAGAUUUUUAUAAAGUAGUUCCAGGUUCUGGCUGUUUCUCAUGAAUAGAAAUGUUCUGUUCCCUUCAUGAUUAUUGUUGUACGUGUGUGCUGACUGUAAUUUAGGUACACCCUGUUAAUAAACAGCACU